Myxozyma melibiosi is the source of this 2991-nucleotide messenger RNA. RefSeq lists its product as uncharacterized. The record is from RefSeq and is a predicted model, not a curated record. The transcript has 3 exons. Gene Ontology annotation, biological process: retrograde vesicle-mediated transport, Golgi to endoplasmic reticulum; endocytosis; phospholipid translocation. NCBI's taxonomy places the organism in Eukaryota, Fungi, Ascomycota, Lipomycetes, Lipomycetales, Lipomycetaceae. Gene Ontology annotation, cellular component: trans-Golgi network; plasma membrane; endosome. Bases 1 to 2991 code for a protein of 996 amino acids. Gene Ontology annotation, molecular function: ATPase-coupled intramembrane lipid carrier activity; ATP hydrolysis activity; magnesium ion binding.
AUGAGCAAGAUCGACGCCGUCGACGAUCAAGAGUCCGACGAUGGCUCUGAGCCAACCGGCCCGUCGCGCAUCAUCCGCCCAUUCACAAAGAACGGCAAGAACCCGUCCAACGCGAUCUCAAACGCCAAAUACAACCCCUUCACCUUCCUGCCUAUCAUUCUUUACGAGCAGUUCAAGUUCUUCAUCAACCUCUAUUUCCUUCUCGUCGCUCUCUCGCAGAUCGUCCCUGCUCUCCGGAUAGGAUAUCUUUCGUCAUACGUUUUACCUCUUGCGUUCGUCCUUUUCGUCACUAUGUCCAAAGAAGCGCUUGACGAUAUCGCUCGUCGCCGCCGUGACGCAGAGUCCAACAAAGAGGCUUACGAAGUUUUGGGGAAAGCUGAUAUGGUUCGCUCACGCGACCUCAAAGUUGGCGAUCUCAUCAUCAUCAACAAAGACCAGCGUGUUCCCGCCGAUGUCAUUCUUCUGAAGUCUUCUGAGGUGACUGGCGAAUCUUUCAUUCGUACCGAUCAACUUGACGGUGAAACUGAUUGGAAGCUACGAAUCGCUUGCCCUCUCACUCAGUCUCUUCCCGAUGACCUUCUUUCGAAUGUCACCAUCACUGCUACUCCUCCCACGAAGUCUAUUCACCACUUCUUGGGACGCCUCCAGCUCGACUCUGCCAAUCUUCCUCUUUCGAUCGAUAACACCAUGUGGGCCAAUACUGUCCUAGCGUCUGGUCAUGCGAUCGGUUGCGUCAUCUAUACUGGCAGCGAGACGCGACAGGCGAUGAACACUUCCAAAGCUCGAGGAAAGACUGGUCUGCUCGAGCUCGAGAUUAACAGUCUGUCCAAGAUUCUUUGUAUCUGCGUAUUCUUGCUGUCGCUCUUGCUCGUCGGUCUUUCGGGAUUCCACGGACAGUGGUACGUCUCUAUCUUCCGCUUCUUGGUUUUGUUUUCCUCGAUUAUCCCAGUCUCUCUUCGAGUCAAUCUUGACCUCGGAAAGUCUGUUUAUGCCUACUUGAUUGAGCACGACAAAGCUAUUCCGGAGACUAUCGUUCGCACAUCCACCAUCCCUGAAGAUCUCGGCCGUAUUGAAUAUCUGCUCACUGACAAAACUGGAACUUUGACCCAGAACGACAUGGAACUGAAGAAGAUCCAUGUUGGAACGGUGUCCUAUGCUGGCGAAGCUAUGGAUGAAGUCGCAAACUAUGUCAGCGGUGAAGGUCAAAAUACCCGUUCUCGCCGUGACAUUGGAGUCCGCGUGCGCGAUCUUGUUUUUGCGCUCGCAGUCUGUCACAAUGUCACGCCUGUUUACGAGGACGGCGAGUCCUCUUACCAGGCUGCGUCUCCUGAUGAGAUUGCGAUCGUCAAGUGGACUGAGUCUGUUGGGUUGGUUCUCGCCAAGCGUGACCGUCAAUCGAUUGUUUUGUCUUACGCUGGCUCAAAGGCCGAGCAGCAUCUCGAGAUUCUACAGAUCUUCCCGUUCUCGUCCGAGACAAAGCGAAUGGGAAUCGUUGUUCGCGAUGUCGAGAAGGAUGAGAUUACUUUUUUCGAAAAGGGUGCUGAUAGCAUUAUGGGAAAGAUUGUUCAGAAGAACGACUGGCUUGAAGAAGAAACGGGAAACAUGGCUCGUGAGGGUCUGCGAACUUUGGUUAUCGGACGCAAGAAGCUCACUGCUGAGGCCUACAACUUCUUCUUGGAGAAGUAUACCGCCGCCUCGCUCGUUCUGAAGGACCGUGAAGGCGAGAUGCAGCGAGUAGUUUCGGAAUACCUUGAGAAAGACCUCGACCUCCUAGGUUUGACCGGUGUCGAAGAUAAGCUUCAGGAGAAUGUCAAGCCCUCGCUUGAGCUCCUCCGCAAUGCCGGCAUCAAGAUUUGGAUGUUGACUGGUGACAAGGUUGAGACAGCUCGAUGUGUUGCAGUUUCGGCUAAGCUUGUUCCCCGUGGUCAGUAUAUCCAUACGAUUGCUGGCAUGAACAGGCCCGAGCUAGCUUUUGACCAGUUAGACUAUCUACGCACUAAGGGCGAUUGCUGCUUGCUGAUAGACGGUGAAUCUCUGUCCAUGUUUUUGAGCAACUACGAGAAGGAGUUUAUUGAGGUUGCUGUUACCUUGCCUGCGGUCAUUGCCUGCCGAUGUUCGCCCACUCAGAAAGCUGAGAUUGCAAAGCUUAUCAAGACCUUCACCAAGAAGCGUGUGUGCUGCAUUGGUGACGGUGGUAACGACGUGAGCAUGAUCCAGGCUGCUGAUGUUGGUGUUGGUAUUGUUGGAAAGGAAGGAAAGCAGGCUUCUCUCGCUGCCGAUUUCUCCAUUCUUCAGUUCUGCUACCUGACCAAGCUUCUGGUUUGGCACGGACGCAACUCUUACAAGCAGUCUGCCAAGCUCGCUCAGUUCAUUAUUCAUCGUGGACUGAUCAUCUCGGUUGCCCAGGCGGUUUACUCCAUGCAAUCCGGAUUCGAGCCGAUUGCUUUGUACCAAGGUUUGCUGCUUGUCGGUUAUGCCACUAUUUACACCAUGAUGCCCGUCUUUUCGCUCGUGCUUGACCGCGAUGUGGAUGAGAAUGUUGCGGAGCUGUACCCUGAGCUAUACAAAGAACUGACCGAAGGAAAAUCACUUUCGUAUCUCACCUUCUUCGUUUGGGUUUUGAUCUCGGUGUACCAGGGUGCAAUCAUCCAGGGACUUGCGAGUGUCUUCGUGGGACUCGAUUAUGAGUCGUUCAUGAACAUGGUCGCUGUUGGCUUCACGGCUAUACUGCUGAAUGAGCUUUUGAUGGUGGCAAUGGAGGUGAUUACCUGGAACAAGAUUAUGAUUGCUUGUGAAAUUGUCACAUUCACAGCCUACGUUGCUUCAAUCCCGUUCUUGACGGAUUACUAUGACCUCAACUACUUCCUCACCGGCGACUUUUAUUGGCAGACAGCUGCCGCUACCGGUGCUUCGCUUGUUCCAAUCUGGUUGGUGAAGGUUAUAAAGCGUCGCGUGAGACCUCCAACGUACGCCAAGGUGCGACAGCGGUAG